Zingiber officinale is the source of this 1498-nucleotide messenger RNA. Its product is annotated as release factor glutamine methyltransferase-like. Bases 205 to 1275 code for a protein of 356 amino acids. Gene Ontology annotation, biological process: protein methylation. Gene Ontology annotation, molecular function: protein methyltransferase activity; nucleic acid binding. Lineage: Eukaryota; Viridiplantae; Streptophyta; Magnoliopsida; Zingiberales; Zingiberaceae. The record is from RefSeq and is a predicted model, not a curated record. The transcript is spliced from 3 exons.
GAUAUAUCACCGACGACGACGAGAAAGGAAUGAAGAAGAGCUGCGCACCACUUCCAGAGGUUUAGGGUACAGCAGUUUAUACAGUAGCUAUUAGGCACAUCUUCACCGUCGAUUUAAUGAAAUUCAUUAAAUCAACGGUUGGAUGUGCAUUGGAUACAUAUCUUUAAGCGGAACUAAAGAAAGAGUUCAAUUUGGACGGCGGAGAUGACGCUUCGCUUUCCAUUCUCUAUCUGCUCGCCUCUCCCACCCAACCUCGCUUCGUCCCUCCGCCGCCGUUUCUCCGCCUCUACUCCGCCCGCUGCCACCGCCCUUUCCUUCUCUCCGCCGCCGCCAUCCCCCACAGCCGAGCAUCUAAACCCGCUCUUCCUCCGUCCCCUGUCCUUCACUGCCUCCCGCUCCGACCUCCUCGACUUCCGCCGCUGGGCCGAAUCCCUCGCCCUCGCCGCCGCCCCCCGCCUCAGCUCCGACGGAGGACCAGGGGAAGACCUCCUCCGCCGCGAACUCGCGUGGAUGCUCGAGGAUGCCGCAGCUGACCCCGGCGUCGGCGCGGUCCGGCUCCGGGUCGAGCUGGAGGAGCUCUACCGCCUGUGGAGGGAGAGGAUCGAGGAGAGGCGGCCGCUUCAGUACAUCGUCGGGUGCGAGCACUGGCGGGACUUGGUCUUGGCGGUGAAAGAUGGGGUUUUGAUACCGAGGCCGGAGACGGAGAUGGUGGUGGAUCUGGUCGCCGAGGUGGAGGGCUUCGAGCAGGGCUUGUGGGCCGACCUGGGCACCGGGAGCGGAGCCAUUUCUGUCGGAAUUGGGAGGAUGUUGCGGGAGGGAGGGAGAGUCUUCGCCACGGAUCUGAGUCCUAUUGCGUUGGGGAUAGCAAGGCUCAAUGUGGAGAGGUAUGGAUUAAAGGAUAAAAUUGAGUUAAGGCAAGGUUCCUGGUUUGAACCUCUGCGAGAUGUCGAAGGCAAACUUACAGGUCUGGUCAGCAACCCUCCAUACAUUCCCAGUGGCAAUAUUCCCGGUCUACAAGCAGAAGUUUGUCAGCAUGAGCCAGAGCUUGCCCUAGACGGAGGUGCAGAUGGCACGGACCAUCUCCUUCAUCUGUGCCAGGGCUCUGCUUCUGCACUCAGAUCCGGUGGCUUCUUUGCUUUCGAGACGAAUGGCGACGAGCAAACGAAGUUAAUUGCGAAUUUGAUGACGACGAGGUGGGCGAAGCUCUUCCACAGCGUGAAGAUCGUGCCGGACUUUGCAGGGAUCGAGAGGUUUGUGACUGGAUUUCGCAGAUGAGCGCAGUUCUUCGAAUUCGCAGCCUCCGGCACUGCGUGAAGAAGAAGCCUGAUAGAAUAAUCAUCGAUGUCGUUCCAAUAGCGUUGUGAAUCAAUCUAUCUCGAUAUUUAAUUUGUGUUUUUUUUUAAAAAAAAAACUAAUUAGAUUUUAGCACGUAUCUUAAUGCUGAUGUUCUUAAUCAACAAAACUCGCUGCUUUUAUUUCAAACAUACCAAAUUAAGCC